Molecule: messenger RNA, 351 nt
Organism: Kwoniella shivajii
Lineage: Eukaryota; Fungi; Basidiomycota; Tremellomycetes; Tremellales; Cryptococcaceae
Exons: 3
Coding region: 1-351 (116 amino acids)
Cellular component (GO): mitochondrial matrix
Source: RefSeq, a predicted model, not a curated record
AUGUACGCCUCUAGUAUACGAUCGCUCGCAAUCCAGAGCUUGAGAUCAUCCUCACCAUUCGCAUCUUCAUCUUCAUCUCGCAUUAUAAUAUCAAGGGCAUAUUCUUCUCCUCCUUCAUUAGAUAAAGGGGAAGCAGCGAUAUACGAGAAGUUGAAAACUGCUUUCCCAGGUAAACGAUUAGAAGUACAAGAUGUAUCAGGAGGGUGCGGUUCGUUCUACGCUAUAGAGAUAUCAUCACCUGCCUUCAAAGGUUUGUCGACUAUAAAACAACAUAAGCUAGUCAACAAAUGUCUGAAAGAGGAUAUAGAAGGUAUACAUGGAUUACAACUGAAAACUAUUCCUGAGGAAUAA